Molecule: messenger RNA, 6802 nt
Organism: Octopus bimaculoides (California two-spot octopus)
Lineage: Eukaryota; Metazoa; Mollusca; Cephalopoda; Octopoda; Octopodidae
Product: BTB/POZ domain-containing protein 17
Molecular function (GO): protein binding
Source: RefSeq, a predicted model, not a curated record
AGACGACUAUUGCAUAAGUCAUGUGGUAGGGAACGAGAUUACACGAGAGUGAGAAAUAACAUUAAUAUUCUUACUUUUUGUCAUCGAUGUGGCUAGAUAAGCCACUCUCCCAGUACAUCAGUAGUUUCAAAUCAUUCUGUUUAGAAGCUCAACAGACUGCUGACCAGUUAACAGGGAUUCUGUGGAAUGGGCCUUCUGCUUGUUACAAGCAAAUAUCAGACGCAAAGUGUUUCCCAAGCUCUCCCAUUUCUAAACAUAAUAUGGCUUCUCCACCACGUUUUGCAUAUCUUGAUUUGGAGAAUAGCCAAAAUCAAAACAAUACCAAGGCUAAAUCCAACAAUGAAAUACCUGCUGGUGCCAGCAGCUUUAUGGAGGUUCUUACCCCAACUACAUUUUCUUUGGCUCUGGAAAGCAAUGCUGGAAUUGACUGCUUUGGGAAUGAGCGCCAUGCCUUGGCCAACCAAGCCAAAUUUUUUAAUAACCAGCUUUUAAGUGAUAUCACAUUGGUAGUUGUGAAGAAAAAAUAUUUCUGUCACAAAUUGAUUCUUGUGAAAUCAAGUGAUGUGUUUGAACGUAUGUUUAGUUCUGAUUGGGAUAAAUCCCAACGGAAGGAGAUUGAGCUACAAGAGGACAGUAUGUGUGCCACUGUGUUUCCACGCUUUCUUAAAUUUCUCUACAGCUGUCACGUGCGUUUGAACAUUGGCAAUACACUUUCCAUGCUAAUCCUUUCUGAUAAAUAUAAUGUAGAAGACCUUCGUAAUGUUUGCAUAAACUUUGCCUGCACUUGCAUUAUUCCACGACUACAAUUGAAAGAUGUUUUCCACAUAUGGUUCCAGUAUGCGACAAAGUGCUAUCACAAAAACUUAGUGCAAGCUUGUGUACAAGCACUGUCUGAGAAAAUGGAUGAUAUCAUGAUGUCAGUUGAGUGGGAACAAGAAUGGCUUACUAUUGAAAGAGAUCAGCUUAUUGAAUUCUUGAAGAGUUCUGAGCUGACCAUUAAGGAUGAAUAUGAACUCUGGGAGGCUGUACUAAAAUGGUUGCUUUCUACUGAGCAUCCUACAAGAGCUGAAAACCUACGCAGUAAUGUAAAAGCAGUAAUUGAACACAUUCGUUUCCCAAUGAUGACUCCUGAUCAACUAUGUCAAGUGGAGAACUGUAAAGUUGUUCUGGAGAUGCCUGAUAUAUUUCAGCCAUACUUGAUGCAAGCCUACAAAUACCAUGCCCUCCCUCUAACCAGUAGAGCCAUGAUAAAAGAAUUCACUUCUGCUAGCUUUUUGCUACGUAAUUACACUGAUCUUCGUUGGGACAAGCGCGUUGUUAUUCAACGCUACACAGAAUGCCAGAAAUGUGCUGAAGUUAGUUUCCGAUUUGCUACACGUGCUUCCACAUUUCCUGCUCAGACAUGGGAGUGGGAGCUGAAGCUUCAUCCAAAAGGCUUUUCUUCAACUUGUGAUGACUUUAGGGCUGUUUUGUACUCCAAUCUCAUUCUUGAUCAGCCAAGACCAGUGGAAUAUUUGCUGUCAUUAGUUGAUCGAGAAAAGAUUCUGCACUCAGUAAGUGGUAAGAAAAACUUUUCCAAAACUAGGUAUACCACUGACACUGAAAUGGACAAAAAGAUCUCUCUCAGUGACCUAUCCCAGCCCAACUGUCCUCUCUUGAUUGAUGAUAAUCUUGUUCUACAGAUUGUUCUUAGGCCAGUUGGAUAAAUGUUUGUCCUUUAUUGUUGUUUUGUAAAUGUCUAAUGUCUUCUAAAGCCACUCACUUGCUUCCCAUCAGCUUUACAUAUUCAUGCCCACAUAUACACAAACAUAUACUUAUACAUAUAGGAUGAUUGAAAUAAGCUCAACAAAACUGUUUCCAUUUAAACUAUUGUGAUUUUUUAUUUAAAAUCUUUUUUGUUGUUAUUUUUGUUUUGUUUUUUUGUUAAAAGAAAAGAAAAAAAGAAACUGAUAAAAUGUAUUUUCCCUCCUCAGAUUAUGCUUAGAAUAAUUUUAGUAUAUUUUCCUUUUUGUCUUUUUUUAAUACUUUGUCCAUUUUAAUCAUAUCUGGAUCCUGCUGAAGCCAGUAGCUAUUGAAACAAUACUGGUAAAUGCUUUUGCUAUAUUAACCAAAGAUAUAUAUUUUUGGAUUAUGAACAAUAUUUUUUAACAUUAUAUUUCAUAUCUGAAGUUUUUAGGACUUUUUCUAGCAACAACUCCAUUUGUUUUACUGGGAUUGAGUAAACUUGUUGUUUAUUAAUUGUUACACUCACGCUAUUACUGGUUUUGCAGUUUCUGUGCUAUAAGUGUGGCAUUUGAAAACAAGAUAACACUACUAUAGUUUCCACUGACAUAAGUAAAACACCUAAACAGUUAAAUUUAUGAAAAAGGAGAAAUUUGUAAUAAUUUAAGAAAUUUUAAAAUUUUUAUUGUGUUUAUUUCACUGAUUACAUCCAUGUUGUAAUAUAUACUUCAAGUUCAUACUUGCCCAUGCUUUGCAUGUAAAAUUUCAACAGCCUUUUGUUAUGAAUUAGAAAUUAAAUGAAAAUUAACUGAAUGGAAAUUUGGUAUAUGUAAAGCAUAUUUAAACAGGAGUUUAAAAUGUGUGCACUAAAACACAAGACCAGGAAAGAAUGAGCGUAACAAUUUCAAAUUUCAGUUCAAACUUUGCUAAAGCAUAGCUGAAGUCUUGUGCUCUCUUACCUGCAUUGUUACAAGUAUGAAUAUUCUAUUAAGGACACAUAUUAGCACGAAGUUCACUGAAACAGUUUGAAAGGAAUUCUGGAAAGUACCGCAGUACCUUUUAGACAUUUCAAUUAAAUCCAGUACAUGCCAACAUGUUUAAACAUUUAUUUUAAAAAUCUCUUUCUAUCAUGAAAUUUUUGUAGAUUCUAUCUGAAUCAACUUAAUGGAAAUGUUAACAGAUGGAACUUAAUGGAAAUGUUAACAGAUGGAACUUAAUGGAAAUGUUAACAGAUGGAACUUAAUGGAAAUGUUAACAUUAUGAUGGAAAGUUUGUUAUUAAUGUAACAUUCCAUUUAUGAUAUUAUAUUAAGAGUUUUAUGAGUUUAUUGUUAUAAAACUUAACUGAAACACUAUUACAUUCCAUUCAAUUUCAGUUUGCUUUUUUAAUAAGAUGAUAACGAAAAGAAUAGAAGCACUUGGUUGAAUGUUUUAUCUGUAACCUUAGUACCUUAUUGUUCUAAGUUCAAAACCAGGCAGGUUUUUCUCUACUUUUGGUUUUUUCCAGGGUUUAUAAAAUCAAUACCAACAACAUAGAAGGGCUGAUGCCAAAGAAUUUAAUAUUUAUAAAGCAAUCAAAGCUAAAAUUUAGUCAAAUCAGUAUGACUAUAGCUAUUAUUAUGCUCAUAUUUAAGCAAAUAACUAGCUUUUCUUUUCUUCUGAACUUUUCUAAAUGUUAUUAAAUAUGAAGUGAUUUUCCUCAUCAUGGAAUCUGUGAUAAUAUAUUUAAAUGCUUUACAUUUUUUUCUUUAAGAAAUAUUAAAAAAAAAUUAAAUUGUUCAUUAAGAUAAAUAUUGAAAUUUAAUUUUCUUAAUAUGCUAUCUUUGCCUAAGAAUUCUUCUGUGUAUAUUUGUGAUGUUGUUUAACGACAGUUCAGCUGUAACAGAAGAGUAAAUACAAGGCAAUAUUCAUUGGCUUGCAGCUCACUCUCUCAUCUCCUUUCCACUCAACAGACUGACAGCAGUAAAAUUAAUUCCCUUAGUUUUCAUUCACCAUACUGAAUUCUAAAUAUUGGACUAACAAUGGUUUCUGAAGAAAUAAAAAGUACACCACAUUUACCCUUAACGCUAACUUAAGCCCACUAAGCUUAGGUGUCAUUAGAAAGUACAUGACUGAAUAUAAACUGGUUUAAAAAGCAUGUCUGACUCAGCUUGAAUAAAUGAAACACACUAUCACAAACUGAUGAGUAUGGUUGUCUUAUACCAACAGCACAAAAUCUUUAAAUGUGAGAAAAUAAUUUGAUUUAGCAACAAACAAUUAUAGCAGAUUCUAUAUUAAUUACUUUGCAUUUUGACAAGAAAAUACAAAUCCCAUGCCCACACACAUGCACACAUAUUUGACAUCUACAAGUGCUAAUCUAAGACAGUAAAAGAGAACAAGCUCUCCAAUGGGAUUUGAACCUUGUAUCUAUUGUAUUUUUGAGAAGAUGGCAGGUGCUCUUUUAUGUGUUGGUAAUGUAGUCAUCUGGAAUAUGGUAGUUGAAGUUUGACUCCUGUUGAAAGGCCUGUUCACUUUUAUGCCUCAGAGUGGUGCUUGUUUGUACCAUAUAUAUUUAAAAGCUUAACUGUUCAUAUAUAAUUAUUAUAAAUAAUAUAUGUACACACACACACUUAUUUAUUUGGAGUUGUAUGUCUUUGACAAAUUUCUUGAUCCAAGACUGUUGAAACUGAAAUAGUGUGGAAAAAUCAUGUAAUGGAACAAUGAAGCAGUUUCUCAUUCAGCUGAAACUUCUUUUUUUUAAACAGCUAUAGAAAUUGAAUCCACUUCAACCAUUAAUCAAUUGCCAGUAAAAACAAAGUGCUCACGUACUAAUUCAAAGGCUUUGUUGUAAUAAACUAAAACAUUCCAUAAACUGAACCUUUACAUAUUUUCCCCUCAUUAAUUACAAUGAAUCUACAGCUAUGACAAAAAGAAACCUCUUGUGCAUUAAGGCUUUAUGGAAAAUAUUUUGUAAACUUCACAGUAUUUUGUUAAAUGUUUUUCAUCUGCAUGAUUCAUCUAGAAAAAGAAAGUAAAAUAAUAGUCUAUAUUCUAAUUUUGUUUUGUCAUUCCAAUCAAGAACAUUUACAAGCUGUUGGUAUUAUUGUUGCUAAUCUUGUUAAACAAAUUCUUAGUUUUGAUAUUUAUACUUAAAUGUAGACAGAAUCAUUUGUAAGGUAGGUACAUGGCUUGGGUAUCAUAUGGUUUCAUAUACCAAAUGUUAUAUUAUGUAUUGAGUAUUGACUUUCAAUAUAAUUGGUAAAGCCUUCCAGCUAAGUUGAACGGAUAGGAUUUUAAACUAGUUACAAGAGUCAAAAGCUUGUAUUAUUACUGUAGUAGAUUCAUUGCAAAGACAUAUAACACUCACUUGCUCUAACCACAUAAGCUGUAAAUAAAAAUGAUAUGUGGUCACAGUCACCACUGUGAAUAGUUGAAUUACUUAUAUAACUGGUGAAUGUUUCUUUAGUUUGUGGUGCUGAAAUUAAAUUCUUUUAUGAGUAAAGCUUAGGGAGAUUUGGGCUUUGACAGGCUCAUUUGGGAAAGAUAUAAUUCAUGGAGAGGACAUCUUAAAGUGACUGAAUAUUCUUUUAUUCUUUUGAUGGUGUUAUUUAUUGUUUGUGAUUAUCUGUGGGUAACAACUUUAAGGAUUGUAAUCAGCCAUAUCAAACCCAGUAUUUUCUUCAGUCAAGUACUUGCUAUCUGAUUGAGAUCAAUAAAAUAAGUUUUAUAUAUUCUUUUCCCAUUGAUGAAUGUAAUUUGAUGUACUGUUUUCAGUUAUACACCAUGCACACACACACACACACACACACACACACACACACACACACACACAUAUACACACACACAUACAUAGUUAGGCUUCUACAGUUUAUGUUUACCAAAUUUCAGUUUCAAGGCAUUGGUCAAAACAAGAUAUAGAAAACACUUUCCCAAGGAAUCACAAUGUAAUAUAAAACCCAUAGCCAUGUAGUCGUGAAGUGAUUUGAUAACACUCAACUAUGGCACACUUUUUUAAUAUUUUGUGAGACCCUGAGGAAGCCAAUGAUAUUGUUAAUUUCCAAUCGAUAUCUUUUUGUUUCAACUUGAUGUUUCAGAGAUGUUUUUUAUAGCAAUCCAAAAAGAAAAUGGUUCUCAUAACCAUUUUACGUUCCCCUAUGUUGCUUGUCACAUUAACUGGGUGAGGCUAGAGUAAUACUACAAUUGUUUCUAAAUUUGCAAAUAUAUUCUUUUACUCUUUGUUCUAAAACUAUGUGAGUCCAUUUGUAAAUGAACUCACACUCAUUUGUGCACACACACACACACACACACACACACACACUUUAUGUAUUAUUAUUUACAUUCAAAUAAAGUUUAGCUAACAAAUUAUUCUUAAUGAGGAAAUUAUGUGCUCUUAACUGCAGGCAAGCCAGAAUGCCAUUAGUAUGCAUAGAAAAUAUAUUUUGGUGGGUGAGUUUGUUGUUUUCAAAUUCUUUGUGAUUGAGUUACAAAAGUAGUGGAGAGCUGGACUAAAUUUUUGUGUUCUAAGUUUGAAUCUCAAAAGUUCAUUUUUCAAAAACUUUUACUUUCUCCUAUUCAAAUAUGUGGUCUUGUAUCAGUGUAAGAAACUUUUAACUUUUAUAAUGUUGUAUGACCCAUGCUUGUGAGUAACUCCAGAAAAUUAAACUGAGAAUAAAGUGUUAAGCCAAGAGAACAGUAGUUCAAAAUAAUUUAGGGAACACUGGUAUUAAUUAUUUUGACCAAAAGUGUAAGAAAUUAAAAAAAAACCCAUUAAAUGCUACAUUUGUUAUUUACAGUAUUAUACUGUGUAGAUUUAUACUAUAGUUUACAAAUAUUUAAUUUCUUUUUGCCAUUAUGUUCAGGAACACUUGUUUUAUAUAAAAAAAAAAGACAGACUUUGAAGUUAUAUAUUUUCUAUCUCUGUUUUUUGAGAGAACCAUAAAUGUGUGUUACUGUGAAUAUGUUUGUUAUCAGUUGUAUUAGUUUGUAAUAUUUCUUGUAUGUCUCAAUCAGAAGCUCUGUCCAUUACAUUAUCAUAGAAAGAAAAAAAGCAACUAUACAUUUUUUGUGUAUUUUACUCUUGUUAUAUAAAACUGUUUCCACAG